AUGAACUCUUCACUACGCUAUCCUUAUGUACGACGCAGCACAGCCCAAAUUGAUGGUGAAGCCCUGCAGCAUCUUCUGCUUAACGAACGUAUAUGGCGCAAUGCUUUCGACAAACCAACAUCGAAGCUGGAUGUGGAUGGUAAGAAGACGAAAUGGUCGAGAUUUGUAGGGUAUUUACAGUUUGCCUACGAGAAAUCACGUCUUCACUACCUCUUCCCUAUCAUUCUUCUAUUCGCCUAUUCAUUACUUGGUGGUCUAAUAUUUUGGUCUAUAGAGAGGUCCCAUGAGGAGGUAAUUCUAACAGAUAAGAGUAAUUUCAUUGACGCGCUUAAGGAAGAGCUAUUGAAUGUGAUAAUGCGUGUGCAUGAACGACUCUCCGAAUACAAUAGAGCUUACGCGUGGGUGGCACGAAAAAAAAACUUUCUUGAUUAA
Molecule: messenger RNA, 432 nt
Organism: Strongylus vulgaris
Lineage: Eukaryota; Metazoa; Nematoda; Chromadorea; Rhabditida; Strongylidae
Source: the annotation of a GenBank genome assembly